Haplochromis burtoni (Burton's mouthbrooder) is the source of this 2559-nucleotide messenger RNA. Its product is annotated as neuronal migration protein doublecortin. Bases 211 to 1263 code for a protein of 350 amino acids. Gene Ontology annotation, biological process: intracellular signal transduction; axoneme assembly; retina development in camera-type eye. The record is from RefSeq and is a predicted model, not a curated record. Gene Ontology annotation, cellular component: axoneme. NCBI's taxonomy places the organism in Eukaryota, Metazoa, Chordata, Actinopteri, Cichliformes, Cichlidae. The transcript is spliced from 7 exons.
AGUGGCUGCUCGAUUCAAGCAAGGAGUGACUCCGGCACUCAGACGGAAACAGACAAAGGCGAGGGGAGAGACGGCGUGCCGCUAUCCUGCAGCAUCGACUCACACACUCACAUCCACUCCCCCACACACUCCGCAAUCAGCGACGCAGACUCUCUGGAGCUGGUCACCACCCCAACACAUCUGUCACGACCACCAUAACUUUCAGUCAUCAUGGAGCUAGACUUUGGACAUUUUGAUGAGCGAGACAAGGCCUCUCGUACCCCGCGGGGCGGGCGUAUGAAUGGACUCCCCAGCCCUACUCACAGCGCCCAUUGCAGCUUCUACCGCACACGCACUCUGCAGGCCCUCACCAAUGAGAAGAAAGCCAAAAAAGUGCGCUUCUAUCGCAACGGAGACCGCUUCUUCAAAGGCAUCGUGUACGCUGUAGCCAACGACCGAUUCCGCACCUUUGAUGCUCUCCUGGCCGACUUGACGCGCUCGCUGUCCGACCACAUCAAUUUGCCACAGGGUGUGCGUUUCAUCUUCACUAUUGAUGGUGCACGCAAGAUCACAACCUUGGAUGACCUAGAGGAAGGGGAAAGCUAUGUUUGCGCAUCAGAGAACUUCUACAAGAAAGUUGACUACACAAAGAACGUCAACCCCAACUGGUCUGUGAAUGUAAAGGCCUCAGCAAGCCAGAAGAACAUGCAGUCCUUAGCUGCCAAGGCUGCCGGUGAGUCCAGGGAGACCAAGGACUUUAUUCGACCCAAGCUCGUAACGGUCAUGCGUAGCGGCGUGAAGCCACGCAAAGCUGUCCGCUUCCUGCUCAAUAAGAAGACCGCACACUCCUUUGAGCAGGUGCUCACUGACAUCACGGAGGCCAUUAAACUGGAGAGUGGCGUGGUUAAGAGGAUCUACACUCUGGAUGGCAAGCAGGUCACCUGCCUCCAAGAUUUCUUUGGCGAUGAUGACGUCUUCAUUGCAUGCGGACCAGAGAAAUUCCGCUACGCACAGGACGACUUCUCUUUGGAUGAGAAUGAAUGCAGAGUGAUGAAGGGACCCAAAGCUCAGCGAGGUUCAGCCAAGAGUCCUGGUCCAAUCAAGCGCUGCAAGUCUCCUGCUGAAUCGACCAACGGGACGGGCUCCAGCAGCCAGCUGUCCACCCCGAUUUCCAAGCAUUCCCCCACCUCCACCCCUACCAGUCCAGGCCUCAACAACAAGCAGAAGGAUCUGUACCUGCCCCUAUCUCUGGAUGAUGAUGAUUCUCUUGGUGAAUCAAUGUAGACUCCUGGCUCCUGCCGCCACCCUCCCCUCCAGUUUUAUUAUUUUUUUCUUUGGGAUCAGAUACACAGAAGUUUUAUACCUCUGCUGCUUUCCACCUUCACUCACAGUGCCACCUGUUUAGCAUAACCCACUCUUUGUCUCUUUUUUAAAGGCCUUAGCCAACAGGGCUACGACACCAUUUGCUGCUUGAGAAUGGCACAAACAGAACAGAAAUCAUUUUUCUUCUCACAAUCAGCUCACUUUUUCCAGGUUUGCUUUUCUAUGUGGGAUGGGCACUGUUUCUCAAAGGUUCUCACUGAUCACUGUCAUACAGAUUUCAUUAUUGAAGGGAAAAAAAAUCAUUUUGAAUACAUACAUUUUUGAUAAAGGACGCACCCUAACUUUUAAACAUUUCAGUCACAGAAUUCCAAGCAGCAAAUGGGUAUUUUUAGGGGUGUUGGUCAGAAAUGACAACUUUUGUAUCACUUAUCGUAUUUGUGAUGUUCCUCCGUGUCCUUCUGCCCUCUAAGUGAAAGGUUUCUUGUCAGAGGAAGUCUGUUAAGCCAGUUUUAGUCUUUCUAACCUGCUGUAAAUACUGUGUAUAGCUAUCCAUCAUAACAUCUCGCCCAAUGUCCAUUGCUGUGCUUCCGUAAUGUCACUACAAUGUCUAGCAUUCGCUUAACAUGAUACAGGGUACGGUCAAAGUAAAGUGGGACAAAAAAAUACAAUGAAGUCCCCUUGACAGAGGACGUGUGGGAUGCAGUCCUGACUGCGCCUCCUUAAUAACAUUUCAUAUUGCCGGCUUGAUAUAUGUAAUAACGAAGAUCUAAAACCCUCAACCUCACAUUUUUUAAUUGCUGUUAAUCUCAUCCAAUCAGGCGCAGGGACGAUUAUGUAAAGAAAAGGCAUCCCACGCCUCUUUAAGUUGGCCGGUCCUCUGUUUUGACCUUCUAUACAGACAGUAGGCUUUACAUGCUGCAUAACAACCGCCCCCGCCCCCCCACCACCCUGUGUUUUUUAGAUUGUCACAAGCGGCAGCACAUGAUGUUGUUUUGAAGGACCUAACUGUGCAUAAAAACAACCAAAGGAAGAUCCAACAGGCCCUUCUGAAGGAAGAAAAAAAGCCAAUGCACAUCCAGUAUACAGUUUUUAUCGACAGUCUGAAGAAUCCCUUUUUAAAACCAGUUUAUCACAUCUUACAGUGUACUUAUUAGAAGUGAUUUCACAGCAAGUAGUGGUGACAUUUUUAUAGUUUGAAAUGAUAAAUAAAAAUAAAGGUCUCAAAGCCAAAGUAUUCUUUUUUUUUUUUUUUUUUUU